CCGUAGCAGAGUAGUCACGGGUCACUCUGGUGACGUGUAAGUAGCAAUGAUACCAGGAAGUGUGAACUAGGGAAGCAAAAUAGUUUUGGUAAAUUGAUUAUUUUCACUCGUUAUCAAGGAAUAUAAUUUAUUCUGUAGUGAAUAGGUGUAUACUCUAGUUGUGUAACAUAUUACCAGCCGUCUAGCUAGCUUGUUAGCUACCAUGGGACGACAUGGGCGCGUUGGUUUAGCGGUUUUUGUUCUCGUGCUGGUCUUUUGCGAAGCAAGAAGACACAAACUCGCCCUAAAGAAUGACACUAGAUUUGUGGUUCAUCUCAACACCUUCGGUUUCUUUGCCAACGGAACUCUGGACGUCAACGUUCUCUCCCUGAGACUGCCUGAGGACAACAGCAAGCACCCUGUGGGAUUCAGUCUCUCCAAGUCUCGUGUUAAUGGAGUGCUGUCCUACACAGCGGAGGAAACGGGGGUGUGUCCGCUCAGCAAACAAAGCAGUGUUGAGCCCCUCUUCCUCUUCCUCAUUGACACCAACAUCCUCAGAGUCAAUGUGAAGUCUUAUGGAGACCAGGACAGUGUCUUGACCCAGCUGAAGACAGACAAGACACUCACUAAAGACUCAGGUUCCAGGAGAAGAAGAGCGGCUCUCAAUGACUCUGAGGACUUGAAAAGGACCGUACAGAAGAGUAAUGUGGAGGAAGAAAAGAAAGAUACAGUGCUGAAAGAGGAGGGGACGAAGGAGGAAAAUAAGAAAGAUACAGUGCUGAAAGAGGAGGGGACGAAGGAGGAAAAUAAGAAAGAUACAGUGCUGAAAGAGGAGGGGACGAAGGAGGAAAAUAAGAAAGAUACAGUGCUGAAAGAGGAGGGGACGAAGGAGGAAAAUAAGAAAGAUACAGUGCUGAAAGAGGAGGGGACGAAGGAGGAAAAGAAGCCAGAACCCAAGGAGGAAGAAGUAAAGGCGCAUUUGGACAAAAUUGAGACAAAAAAACCUACCAAGCAGGUGGGGCGGAUCAACGGGCUGACUCUGGAUGUGCAGAAAAUCAACGGCUCCUACAGCUUCAGCUUCCACAUGGUGAUUGGCCAGUUGGAUGAGGGCCUGUACAACCUCAACUUCCACUACUGUGAGAACAUUCUGCCAGGCACCAACCGCCCCUACACUCUCAACGUGGAGGUGACGGAGAAGAACCCAGGAGGUUACCUGUCAGCAGCAGAGAUCCCUCUCCCUCGUCUAUACAUCUUCAUGGCUGGAGUUUUCUUCAUUAUAGCCAUGGUUUGGGUUUACACACUGCUGAAGCACAGGUACAGUGUGUUUAAGAUCCACUGGCUGAUGGCAGCUCUGGCCUUCACCAAGUCCAUCUCCCUGGUCUUUCACAGUAUCAACUACCACUUCAUCAACACAGAGGGACACCCCAUAGAAGGAUGGGCUGUCAUGUACUACAUUACUCACCUGUUGAAGGGGGCUCUGCUGUUCAUCACUCUGGCGUUGAUUGGUACUGGCUGGGCCUUCGUUAAAUACAUCCUGUCAGACAAGGAGAAGAAGAUCUUCAUGAUCGUCAUCCCUCUACAGGUUCUGGCCAAUGUAGCCUACAUCAUAAUAGAGUCUACAGAGGAGGGCUCUAGUGAGUACGCCCUGUGGAAGGAGGUUCUGUUCCUGGUUGACCUCAUCUGCUGUGGAGCUAUCCUCUUCCCUGUUAUAUGGUCUAUUCGUCACCUACAAGAGGCUUCCAGCACUGAUGGGAAAGCUGCCAUGAACCUGGAGAAGCUCAAGCUAUUCAGACAUUACUAUGUCAUGAUAGUGUGUUAUAUCUACUUCACGAGGAUCAUAGCCAUCCUGCUGAAGGUGACGGUGCCUUUCCAGUGGCAGUGGUGUUACGAGUUCCUAGUGGAGGUGUCUACUCUGAUCUUCUUUGUGUUGACGGGGUAUAAGUUCCGCCCGGCUUCCAACAACCCCUACCUCCAGCUGCCCCUGGAUGAGGAGGACGUGGAGAUGGAUGAAGUGGUGACGGAGUCCGGCAUGUUGGAGGGCAUCUCUAAAGUCAAGAAGACAUCUAAUGGUCGAGAGCGCCAGAAAUAGUCUACCUUGUGAGAGUGUGUGUGUUUGGCAAGAGGGGGGUGUUCUAAACACCCAUAUAACCCCUCAGCGUUUGAGAGAAACGGGGACUGAAACGGACCAAGGCACACCCUUUACCCCCCCCCCCAAAAAAAAACACUCCUCCUUCACCACUCCCCCCCCCCCCCCCACCCCAAAAAAACCACUCCUCGAUCUGAAACUGGGUGGCUGUUACUAAAGCAACCACUGCCUCGCUAUGCAACAAGACAAAGGAUGACAGACUUUAGUUGUCGUUGGACCUUCUCUCUCUCAUUUAUCUGGAGACUUUCUGGAGGCUCUGCACCCCUGCCUGGUGUCAUAAUGGUUCAUUCCAGGGAGAACUCUUCCACCCCCCCUCAUCGAUGGAUGAAUGGAAUGGUCUGGUCUGGGAUAGAAUGGACCUCUAAUGAUCUCUUUCUCUCUCUCUCUCACUCCCUUUCCCUCUCCUUUUCUUCUCUCUGGAGAACGGAGGAAGCGAGACUCCAAAGAUGAUCAUUUUCCAGAUGUGUGAUUGGUAUAUUUUAUAUUCAGAGUAUCUUGUUCUGUUUUAAUGUGUCCCAACUGGCACCCUAUUCCUGAUGUAGUGCACUACACAGGGUGUGGUUUGGAACCCUGUUCCUGAUGUAGUGCACUACACAGGGUGUGGUUUGCAACCCUGUUCCUGAUGUAGUGCACUACACAGGGUGUGGUUUGGAACCCUGUUCUUGAUGUAGUGCACUACACAGGGUGUGGUUUGGAACCCUGUUCCUGAUGUAGUGCACUACACUACGCAGCCUCUGUCUAUUUAAGUGGUACUUCUGUUCUGUUGGACUACUUUGGCUGUAUUUUGAUGCGUGUUUUGGCUGUUGUGUGUUUCUUCCAAUUGGAGAUGCAGUUUGAGACGUCUGUCGAACAGGGGUUAUCCAACCUUCCUCUGAAGGAGCUGGUAUGGGUGCAGGCUUUUGCUCUGGCCCUGCAGUAAAACACCUGUUUCAACUAAUCAUUUUUUUAUAUAGUUGAUUUAAUUCUAGUUAUCAAUAAAGAACAGCUGAUUCAACUGAUUAAUUAGUCUAUUUUAAUUGUCUCACCCCUGGACCAGAGAACAGACACCCCACCGUGGCCCUGACAGGUUCUGACUGUCUCACCCCUGGACCAGAGAACAGACACCCACCGUGGCCCUGACAGGUUCUGACUGUCUCACCCCUGGACCAGAGAACGGACACCCACCGUGGCCCUGACAGGUUCUGACUGUCUCACCCCUGGACCAGAGAACAGACACCCACCGUGGCCCUGACAGGUUCUGACUGUCUCACCCCUGGACCAGAGAACAGACACCCACCGUGGCCCUGACAGGUUCUGACUGUCUCACCCCUGGACCAGAGAACAGACACCCACCGUGGCCCUGACAGGUUCUGACUGUCUCACCCCUGGACCAGAGAACAGACACCCACCGUGGCCCUGACAGGUUCUGACUGUCUCACCCCUGGACCAGAGAACAGACACCCACCGUGGCCCUGACAGGUUCUCACUGUCUCACCCCUGGACCAGAGAACAGACACCCACCGUGGCCCUGACAGGUUCUGACUGUCUCACCCCUGGUCCAGAGAACGGACACCCCCACUGAUAGACUGACCCACCCCCAGUGAAAGCAGCAUCUAUGUGGGUAUUUGGGGGAAGUUAUCAGAACCCUGGUCAGGAUAGUGACAGGUCCACUGUUCAAUCAAUCUUCAUCAUUUGAUUAGCAUCUCCAUAUCUUCUGUUCUGUUCUUGUCAAUAUAGAUGAUUCAUAUGUUUGAAUGUAUAUCAAGAUAUUGUUUAUUUCACUUUUCUUUAAUCCUGGUUCCAUCUCAGCACCUGAUUCCAUCAAUCAUCCAAUCAUCAAGCCCUUUUGAUAAGUUGAUUGAGGUGUGUUAGGCUGGCACAAAACCCUGCACAGUCUGUGGGUUUCCAGGACUGGGAUUGAAGGAAUCUGAUGUAUUUGACUUUGUGUUUGUCAGAAUCAUAGACUGGGGAUGAAUUUUUAUUUUGUUUCUCAGAUUUUCAUGAAAUGCUUUUUACUGAGCGGCUGAUGUUUGUAUUUAGUCUGUUUUUGGUUUUACUGUGUUGUUAUUAUUGACAUUAUUUAACAGAUCACGAGUUUGUAAAUAUUGAUAUUGACAAAAGACUGAGAGGAUGAUUUUAUUAUCGUUGGUGGCAACAUAAGCAGUGCAUAGCACCUUCACCAGCAGUACAUAGCACCUUCAUAAGCAGUGCAUGAGGGCUUCAUAAGCGGUGCAUGUGGGCUUCAUAGGUACAUGCAUCAUCUUGAUUCUAUUCCAAUAUGACAUGUACCGACCCAAUCACAACAACCCCCACAGCCUUCCAGCAGGUAUUUGAAACUAUCCAAUCAUUACAGACCUGUUGAUCUGGGAUUGGGCUAUGGAUCCUCCACAGGGAUGACAUAGGCCCUUAGGUAUUGCUUAUGAAGGGGACAAGUAGCCUCUAAGUACGUUUCCUGCUCUAACUCUAAAGAUCUGAUCAGACAUGGACUGUACAUCAGUGGAGUUGUUGCUAAUAGCAACAUGUCACAAGUAUACCUAAUUUACAUCCCAAAUGGCACCCUAUCCCCUAUAUAGUGCUCUUCAUUUGACCAUAGCCCUAUGGGUUGAACCCUAUCCCUUAAGUAGUGCACUAUAAAGGGGAAAGGAUGCCAUUUGUGGCACAGAGGGAGGAGUUGAAUGGAUCUGUUCCAGGGUUUGUUGUGCGUCUACGGUUUUAAACUAAAACCUGCUAACCAACGAUGUAAUGUCUAACAGUAUGACGGAUGUCACAUGGUUAAAUAAAGCUGACCUUUGGAACAUG
This is a messenger RNA of Salmo salar (Atlantic salmon), 4903 nucleotides long. The record is from RefSeq and is a predicted model, not a curated record. NCBI's taxonomy places the organism in Eukaryota, Metazoa, Chordata, Actinopteri, Salmoniformes, Salmonidae.